Seriola aureovittata is the source of this 2929-nucleotide messenger RNA. RefSeq names its product fibropellin-1. The transcript is spliced from 24 exons. Lineage: Eukaryota; Metazoa; Chordata; Actinopteri; Carangiformes; Carangidae. The coding region runs from base 429 to 2870 and encodes 813 amino acids. Gene Ontology annotation, molecular function: calcium ion binding. The record is from RefSeq and is a predicted model, not a curated record.
ACCUGUCAGAUCUCACUGUACUUUCACAGAGGAUUGCUUCUGUGCUCGUUAUCGUCUCUAAUGGGCUGUACAGUACACACAAGAACAGCGGCUGUCGACCAUAUACCAUCAACUCUUGAGAGUCUGGUUCGGAGCAGGGGCAUCUCCCAGCAGCCUGCAGGCCUGUCUGCGGCAGCUCCUCUGCGGUGGUCUGGGAUUUGUGGAAUGGGAAGUUCAGAGUUCCUGAACAGGAUGUGGAAUCACCGCUGCAGCGUACAGCCCCCACCACCACCACCACACUACAGAGCUGGUUUGCGGCUGGGUGAAUCCACAUCUGGAGAAGAUAGGAAGCGCUUUUUUUUUUGUUGUUGUUGUGACAUCUGGAAAUCUAUUUGUCUCUGCCUAUCUUCUGGUGACCCGUGCGAGCAUAUCUAUCCCGGAUUCAGGUGAUGACUCACCUCUGGACUCUCCUGUCAGCCCUGCUGCUGGUUUUUUCAGUGGCUGAACCUCUGAGCAGCCCUGAGGAAAAUGAAGUCAUGAAACACACAGAGGCCGAGUUCACCAAGAGACAGGUGAUUGAGAAUGCAAUCAGAAAUCUCAGUGAACCUACUCCAACCCACACGCCCACCACAUCGGAUCCCUUGACUACCACUGUGUCUCCGAGCUCCAGUCUUGUUCCUCAGUGUCCAGCAAACCAGGUGAUGUUGGAGAGCAGCAAUGGCUGUGGCUGUCCAUCUGGCACGGUGAAGGUCGGUGACAACUGUACCUGCCCUGCAGGCUUCACUCUGGAGGGGGCCUCAGAGUGUAAAGAUGUUGAUGAGUGUGAAGGAGGGGGGCCAGGACCAUGUGGUCUCCAUGCCAGCUGUACUAAUACCCUCGGCUCUUACUCAUGUAGCUGUCUCCGUGGUUACCUGAUGGGUGCUGGAGGGUGCCAGGAUAUAGACGAGUGCGCUCUGGCUGCAGUGACGGGCCUGCAGGCCUGUCAGGGGGAUGCUGAAUGCAAGAACACCCCUGGUUCCUUCACAUGCUCGUGCCCUGCGGGAUAUGUAAUGGCCCUAAAUGGACAAAGCUGUGUUGAUGUGGAUGAAUGCAGCUUUGAGGAACUGUGUCGCCGUGAGCUGGGAAAUGUGUGUGUGAACACCCCUGGCAGCUUUAUGUGCCAGUGCCAGCCGGGCUUCAGAGCCGAGGCCCUCGCCUGUGUUGGUCCUGUGUGUCCAGACUACACCGUGUGUCAAGAUGUGGAUGAAUGUACGGAGAGUCCUGCGGUGUGUGAUGGUCAGGGUGUGUGUGAGAACACACUAGGGAGCUAUAAGUGUGUUUGCCGACCGGGUUACCGGGGAAACGGCACACACUGCGAAGAUGAGAAUGAGUGUGCGUCGGGUGGUCACGGGUGUGAUACCAACGCUCGGUGUGGCAACAUCAUUGGCUCGUAUUUCUGCCAGUGCUACCAGGGCUUCAAUGGAGAUGGACACUCUUGUUUUGACGUUGAUGAGUGCGCUGUGAACAACGGCCACUGUGAACACAACUGCACCAACGAGCCAGGAGGGUACAGCUGCCAGUGUGCCCCCGGAUACCAGCUGGACCAGGGUGGACGCAACUGCACAGACGUGGACGAGUGCUUAACGCUGAAUGGGACCUGUGAGCACGUUUGCAUCAACACUCUCGGAUCUUUCCAGUGCUCCUGCCGGCCCGGCUACCAGCUGCACAUCGAUGGCCACACCUGUGUGGACAUUGAUGAAUGUAAGCUCCAGAAUGGUGGCUGCUCCCACACCUGCACCAACUCUCCAGGAGGACACACUUGCCACUGCCCUCCUCCUCUGCUGUUGGACACGGACAACCUCACCUGCAGCAAUGUUACAUCUUGUAAGCUGAGAAAUGGCGGCUGCGACCACGUAUGCACUGUGGGGGCUGAGGGCCACGUCCAGUGCAGCUGCCAAACAGGCUGGAAGCUGGGCGAGGACCUGAGGACCUGCGUGGAUGUGAACGAGUGCGGCGACUUCACAAACGGGGGCUGUGAGCAGCUCUGUGUGAACCGUCCUGGUGGGUUUAACUGCACCUGCAGGGGAGGGUAUGAAGUUCGAACUGAUGACCUCACCAAGUGCCAGCCUGUGUGUGACCCUCCCUGUCAGAACUAUGGAGUGUGUGUGGCCCCAAACAGCUGUGACUGUCCUCCAGGCUACCCUGGUGUGGGCUGCUCAGCUAUGUGCUCCCCGCCCUGUGCCCAUGGAGGUAGAUGUAUGCGCUGGAAUAUGUGUCUGUGUCCUCCUGGCUGGACCGGAGACGGCUGCCACACAGCGGUGUGUGAGUUGCCCUGUGCUAAUGGCGGUCGCUGUGUGGGGCCUGAUAACUGCCAGUGUCCCUCCGAUUACACCGGCCCCCAGUGCCUUUUGCCCCUGUGCACUCCUGCCUGUCAAAACGGGGGAAGAUGCGUGGAUGUCAACAAAUGCACAUGUGUUGAUGGAUGGCAAGGAGCUCGUUGCCAGAUAGAGCCCGUUCAGUGUCAGAAACCUUGUAAAAACGGUGGAGUGUGUGUGGGCCUCAACAGGUGCCGCUGUGCCAAAGGAUUUACCGGAAGCCUCUGUGAAACAGCGGUGACCACCCCCUGCGUGCCGCCAUGCAAACACGGCGCCACCUGCAGUCCUCACAACACCUGCACCUGUCCAGAGGGCACAGCAGGCCUACGCUGUGAGAGACUCACGUGCCCUGUGGUCACCACGGUGGUCAGUAUGGCACGAGCAGUGAGAAAGGCAUUCAGGGAGAGUUAUGUUGACCGCUGUGGACCCCUGGGAGUUCAGCUUUGCACUAAAUACAGGAUAAACCAGGCUCGUGUGUACCUGCAGGCCUACAGGGUGGGCUACAAAAUCCAGUGUCCAGAGAGGAAGGGCAGAUGAAGGCCUUGUCACAAGGAACGUUCAGCCACUAGACAACAUUUUGCUCAAAAGACAACAAG